This is a messenger RNA of Erinaceus europaeus (western European hedgehog), 948 nucleotides long. RefSeq names its product olfactory receptor 51I2-like. Gene Ontology annotation, biological process: G protein-coupled receptor signaling pathway. The transcript has a single exon. Gene Ontology annotation, molecular function: G protein-coupled receptor activity; olfactory receptor activity. Bases 1 to 948 code for a protein of 315 amino acids. Lineage: Eukaryota; Metazoa; Chordata; Mammalia; Eulipotyphla; Erinaceidae. Gene Ontology annotation, cellular component: membrane. The record is from RefSeq and is a predicted model, not a curated record.
AUGGCUUUGGUUAAUGAGUCCUACUACCAGCCACCCUUCUUCCUACUUUCUGGAAUUCCAGGGCUGGAGGAAUCACAUAUAUGGAUCUCUAUCCCAUUGAGUAUCAUGUAUGGAAUUGCCAUUCUGGGAAACUGCCUCAUCAUUCACAUAAUAUACAAGAAUUCCAGUCUUCAUGAGCCUCAAUAUAUAUUCUUGUCCAUGUUGGCAGCCACUGACACUGGCAUGUCAGUAUCAACACUGCCUACUGUACUGAAUGUCUUUCUUCUUAACCACCGGGAGAUAGAGUUCCAUGGUUGCCUGGCCCAGAUGUUCUUCAUUCAUACUUUUUCUUCCAUGGAAUCUGCCAUAUUACUGGCCAUGGCCUUUGACCGCUUUGUGGCUAUAUGCAAUCCACUGCGCUACACUAUGGUCCUAACCUAUUCCAGAAUUACUCAGAUGGGAUUGGCUGCUGUGGCUCGAGGAGUGGGGCUAAUGGCUCCCUUGCCUAUACUGCUCAAGAGACUCCCCUUCUGUAAGAGUAUCAUUCUAUCCCACUCAUUCUGCUUUCACCCUGAUGUGAUGAAGUUAGCCUGUGGUUCUAUUCAUGUAAACAUCAUCUAUGGACUGACCCUGGUUCUCUGCUCCUUUGGUGUUGACUCCAUCUUUAUUGUCCUGUCUUAUGCUCUGAUCUUGAAGACAGUAGUGCACAUUGCUUCCAGGGAAGGACAACUUAAGGCACUCAAUACAUGUGUCUCCCAUAUUGUCACCGUCCUCAUUUUUUAUGUCCCACUAAUUGCUUUAGCCUUGAUCCACAGAAUAGGCAAAUAUCACUCCCCUCUUCCCCAUGUGACCAUGUCUAACAUUUUCCUCUUCCUUACACCUGUCCUCAACCCCUUGGUUUAUAGUGUCAAAACAAAACAAAUUAGAAAUGCACUAUGUAAACGACUUGUUCUAAAAGUACAGCUAUGA